AUGGAUCCCAAUGCUAAUUUGCCUCCUUUUGUGAUGACGCCGAUCCAUGUCGUAUGCAGAGGUGUGGUAUACCCUGUACUACCAAUUCCCAGCACUACAAGAAUUAUCGACCUCAAACAGCUGAUUUGGCAAUUGUUUCAAGUCCCAAUCCUACCGGAGAGGCAAGAGCUCUCCUGCGGGCAGUUACUGAGGGAUGAAUUGACUCUGCAAGACUAUGGUAUUCCCCCUAAUGCUGCCAUUCAUGUCCUUGUAAAAAGUCAUGUCAGGAUCUGCUUGAGCUCUCAGGGCCCUUAUUAUGACUACGUGGUACACGAGGGUACUACCAUGGGGGACUUGAAGGCCAGACUUCACGCAGAUCAUGGCGUUGUCAUCGAAAAUAAGGUACUCCGAAUGAAUACUACUGAUCAUGAUGAUCGUACUCAACUGUGGGCUGUUGGAGCCGUGGAAGGAACUGAGUUAUAUCUCGAUGAUUCAAGGCCUCGAGGACGAGGGCGGCCUAGGAGGGGGGGAUGA
Messenger RNA from Prunus armeniaca (apricot), 513 nucleotides. Lineage: Eukaryota; Viridiplantae; Streptophyta; Magnoliopsida; Rosales; Rosaceae. The record is from the annotation of a GenBank genome assembly.